Dothidotthia symphoricarpi CBS 119687 is the source of this 1338-nucleotide messenger RNA. RefSeq lists its product as uncharacterized. The transcript has a single exon. NCBI's taxonomy places the organism in Eukaryota, Fungi, Ascomycota, Dothideomycetes, Pleosporales, Dothidotthiaceae. The record is from RefSeq and is a predicted model, not a curated record. The coding region runs from base 1 to 1338 and encodes 445 amino acids.
AUGUCUCCCGCCACACCCAAACUCAAGAUCCAAACCGCGAUACGCCGCUGCGCAUUCAAGGUCCCCAGCAACGCCAAGUAUCAAUGUCAAAAACCCGGUGAACUGAUGCAACUCCAUUUGAAUAUCUGGUAUUGCAGAUUUCAUGAUCGACAUGCAAAAGAUCGGUGCCAGGCAUUUGCCGAGUGGGAGGGGAGUGGCGCGUACGCGCAGUGUACCGGAUUAGCAAAGUUUGUGGACCAUAAAACCAAGAAGAAAGUUUGCGGGCAACAUUAUACGUUGAAGAAGGAGGAGGAGAAAAAAACGAAGAGAAGGGAGGAGGAGAGGCAAAAACAGACGGAAGAAAAGGAACGUAUCAAUGGGGUGGAAAGAAAGGAGGAGAUGGUGACGGAACAGCGACCACUCAAGGUUGCUGAAGAGGAACAGAGUAAUGAAGUGGAAGUUGGACAAGUUGAUAAUACCGAAACAGAAGAUGGACUUGCUGAAGUACACAAGACUGAGGUUACUGGAGAAGGAAGGGUCGAGGAGAAGGAGACUCACGAAGAUCAAGAGAAAGACAUAGAAACUGCUAUAGUGGAGCAGGAUGAAGAUGUGGAUACGGAAGAGGAAACCAUUAACGAGUUGGAAACCAAAGAGGAGGAAGCCCGCGGGGAAGUCGAAAGUGCAGAGGAAGAAACACCCAAAUUUGUCGAGGCGAAAACAAUCGAAGACCCAAAAACGAAAGAGGUCGAGACUGUUGAAAUUGAUGAGGCUAUGAAUGAAGAGAUCGAAGAUACCCAAACGGAAGUAGUCGAAGACGCUGGAGUUGCAGAUCCCGAGCGCACCAAGACAACAGAGUCUGAGACAAAUUCCCACGAAGCCACAACGGAGUUGCAAGAACAGGAGCCGUGUACGUCUUCUGCCACGUCGACGAUUCCUCCAUCACCUGCACCAUCUACCCCGAUAACUGAGUCCGCUCCAGUAGUAGGACCACCAUUGAAGAUACAGACAUCCUUCGAAAAACCGACAUCUCCUCAAAAGCCAACACUAUCUGAAAAUCAAACGCUUGUUUCACCUCGUCGGUCCGUGUUUGCGUCAAGACCUCUAUCGUUUCUACUCCAGAGCCCGAAUGAGGAAUCGAUUUUCGCUGGGAGCAAACACAUCGCGGCGAUGUAUGAACAAUGCAAUGUGUGCCUUGAGAAGCAUAGUGUAGAGUAUAUGCGUCAGGUUGAACCAUGCAAGCAUCGAUAUCUCCAUGCAUGUUUGAAGGCUGCGUUUCGAAAGGGAACGUUCCGCAGGUACAAUUGUACCAGCUGCGAGGCGUGGAUUACGGAAGUGAAGAAAAAGCAUGCUGAGACUUGA